AUGAGCGAAGAUGAGGCACGAAAGCGUCGUGAACAGCUCAACAGAAGGCCAAGUUACAGAAUGAUUCUGAAAGAUCUGGAGACUGCUGAUAAAGUUCUCAAAAAGGAGCCAGACGAGACGCCUCCAUCAUCUGUUGAUGCAUCACCUCUACAGGUUAAUAUACCUCCGUCGACUGGACGAUCGAGCGUAACAAGCGGUCCUAGUCCUUAUGCAUCUCCUUUGACUGGUGGUCUGCUACAAGGUGGCAGUCUUCCUCACCCUCUUCAUCUCAAUGGCGAUCUUGGAACACUCCCUCCGGGACUUGAUUUCGCUGCUGCAAUCGCUGCUGCUGCUUCAUCCAGUCAGAAUUCAGCUCUAACAGUUGGAGCAGGUCGGUAG
This is a messenger RNA of Cooperia oncophora, 378 nucleotides long. The record is from the annotation of a GenBank genome assembly. Lineage: Eukaryota; Metazoa; Nematoda; Chromadorea; Rhabditida; Trichostrongylidae.